AUGAACACUCAAAACUUCGAUUCCGUGCCUGCCGUGACCAUCAUCGGUGCUGGUCCCUGUGGAUGUGCCUUUGCAGCAGACCUCGCCAGUCGGGGGAAGGAUGUAAUGCUAUACGCCCAUCCUGACCACCGAGGUGGAACUGCCAUGAUCGAGAAGAACGAUGGCUGGUUAAACGCCGAUGGCGAGAUCAGUGGCAGAUACAAGAUCAAAACUACCAGCGACAUGUAUCUCGCUAUCCGUCACUCUCACUUCCUCGUCACCACAGUUCCUUCCUACGGACAGGAUACCAUCCUGACCUUGCUCAGCCAAUUCGACCUCCGACAACACACCCUCGUCAUCAACGUGGGCAACUUCUUCUACCUCUCCGCUCGUCAAAAGGUCAAUGCCCACUGCAUUCUCGAAACCGACAUCUCCCCCUACGCUGUCCGCAUCACCGGUGACACCGUCUUCGUGAAGGGCUGCAAGAAGAGUCUGGCCAUCUGGGCCGAGCCCCCAACAACUCAGGUCGAGCGUCUCGACCCACAGGCCGAACUCGGACUCCGUCGCCAGGUCGAGUCGAUCUUUUCCCAGAAGCUGAACUGGUGCACCAAUCUGCUAGAGGUCGGCCUCAACAAUGUCAACCCGGUCGUGCAUUGCCCCGCUGCCCUGAUGAACGCUGGCUGGAUCGAAGCUACUAAGGGUGACUUCUUCUUCUAUGCACAGGGCAUGUCCCCUUCCGUGUCCCGCGUGACCGAGAAACUUGAUCUAGAGCGUCUUGCCAUCGCCCACGCAUACGGCCUCGAGAUCACCCCAAUCACCACAUACAUGAACCAGAACUACAGCAACCCCCGACAAUACGCCGACUACCAUGACUUUGCCUCGGGGUCAGUCGUCCACAACAAGACCAAGAGCUCUCCAAGCUCCUUGAACCACCGCUACCUCCUAGAGGACAUCCUCUACGGCCUGGUCCCCUGGUACGAGCUCGGCACAAAGGUUGGUCUGACCUCGCCGACUAUCAGGGCCCUCAUCGAAAUGGCCCAGGUCGUCAGUGGAUUCGACUACUUCGAAAACGGUAGGACUCUGCAGGCCGCCGGCCUGGGUGAUGCCACCAAGGAGCAAGUGCUCAAUGCGCUGGGUGGGCCUGUGGAGACAACUCCUGUCCACGCUCCUUUCCCUGACUCUCCCAUUGGGAACAGCAUUGAGUCGCAUGCUCCACUCCAGACGGCUCAAGUUGUUGGCUGA
Molecule: messenger RNA, 1221 nt
Organism: Penicillium olsonii
Lineage: Eukaryota; Fungi; Ascomycota; Eurotiomycetes; Eurotiales; Aspergillaceae
Source: the annotation of a GenBank genome assembly